This is a messenger RNA of Drosophila rhopaloa, 1749 nucleotides long. RefSeq names its product kelch-like protein 3. The record is from RefSeq and is a predicted model, not a curated record. Gene Ontology annotation, molecular function: protein binding. NCBI's taxonomy places the organism in Eukaryota, Metazoa, Arthropoda, Insecta, Diptera, Drosophilidae. Bases 226 to 1605 code for a protein of 459 amino acids. The transcript has 3 exons.
CAAAAACAUAUUAGUUUAUAUACUUAUUAAACCAGAUAUUUCUCCUUAAAGAGCUCAAUUUCUUUUGAAUUUGUUUAAUAUUAAUAAAAAGAAUUUCACUUUACGAACUGCAAAUCCCGUUUGACAAUAUAAUUUUUAUAAAAAGUUAGCCAUGUGUAACACUUCUCAAAAGCCAUAGUAAUAUACAAUAACAUCGACUCCCAGUUAAGCACUAAAACUUUAAGAAUGGGCAAAGACCGUACCCAUUUAACUAAAUCAAAACCGGGAGAGUCUUCCAAGAGUAAUGAUCCUGUGCCCAAGGGACAUAAGCCAUUCCUCGAGUUUGCAAAAGGAUCCGUCCAAGUACUCACUAAGGAGGUAAGGGAAGAUCUGAGAACUGGUGUUGUUAAGGUGAUAAACACAGAUUCGCCUAUAAAAGUUUUGCUGGAGCAUGUUCGGUCGAAUACGUAUGCAGACGUUGCAGUCACCGUGAAGAACCACUCGUUCAUGUGCCACUCCCUUGUACUAUGUGCCCACUCAAAGCUGAUGGCUAAAAAAUUAAACAGUGGCAGCAUUUGUUUUAACACACCGAAGCUGUCCGCAAAGGGUUUCAGCCAAGCAUAUAAAUGGAUCACUUCCGACCAUUACAAUUUAGAUUGUACUGACUUUAUCGACGUUUUGAGAGCCGCAUAUUAUCUAGAAAUGCCCGAUUUGAUCAAGUAUUGCUGGAAAAUUCUGGAUAGUCCAAUGUUUAAUGAAGUCUCAGCGUUUAGCAUACUGUAUGAAAGUCGCCACGCUCCCGAAUUGUCAAAAGUUCACAAGCUAAUGGCCACUCGAAUCUCCCAAUCACUUAUGAGAGUGGCAGCUAGCCAUGAAUUUCUCUGCCUCAGUGAGCGGCAGGUAUGCAGCUUACUGAAAUCAAAUAGUCUGGCAGUCAACUCGGAAAUGGAGGUUUUGUAUUGCGCACUGUUGUGGCUCAAUCAUUUAUGGCCAAAGCGCCGUUCAUGCACUCAGAAGAUAUUAAAAAACAUUCGCUUUGGUUUCUUGUCACCCACCAUGCUGAGCAAGUUUAAGACACAGGAUCGAAACAAUAUAGGUUGCUUUGGCCCAAUUCUGACUGUGUUUAGUCAGCUCCCAGGCCUGGGACGUCUUAUUCAGGAUGCACUGUUCUACAGCAGUUUGAUAAUAACCUCUCACAAGGACCCAAAGUGCCUCGAAGAGAAUAUAGAGUAUAACCAGAUAAAGCUGAUAGAUCCUCGCCAGUGGAUAAGUGAUAGUAAAUGUGGAUACCAUCGUAUCGUUACCAGGAUGUGCCCAAAUAUGCGUUACGUAACCUUUCGACAAUUCAAAGAGUACCUGUAUCAUCAGCAGAACAUCAGAAAUAUGUAUGACAAGGCCAAGUUGUAUGCCGUAUGCAAAAAGAAAGAUGGGAUAGAAGUUGUUGAUUAUCUGAAUAAGCCACUUAGCGAAAAACAAGUGUUUUACGAAAGAUUAGCCAAACUGAGUCUUUCGCAGUACACGCAAGUUAUGAAUAACAACUUUAGCCCCUUAGCAAUCAAAAAGAAAAAGGCGAUGAAGAGUGAAGUAAUUCAAAUUACUGAAAAAAGCUCAAAUUCUUCGAGUUAGACAUUUAUAAUUCAUACAAUAAAAUUGAAUUUAAUCUAUAAUAUUCACAAGACUUUGUUGCUGAUGGACGUACGAAUGAUAAUCUGUUUAUUGUGGAACAAAGUAUUUCUAUUAAUAUAGGAAGUGCACAUUUCGUUAAUGUUA